GGCCCGCGCGGAAGUGGAAUCUCACGCCUCGAGGGCGAGGGCGAGGCAGAUGCAACGGCAACCGAUAGCGAGGUCGAGCUGACCCUCCUGCGGAUCGGCCGUCGUACAACGCUGUAGAUCUGUUCUGGGCGCGACCGCCGCCACUCGCCAGCCCGUCCCGGGCGCUUCCCGCAAACGUGUCGCGCAUGCGGAGCUUAUGCCGUUGCACUCGCCCUCUCUCCCCUUGGUCUCCCAUGAUUGCCGAGUAUGUACCACCGUGGCUGCGCGUCGACAUCUUCCCUUUCUCUCUCCUUGUGUGUCCCUUUCCUCUCGUCGUCGACUCUGUGACGCCGAGGAGCUGCUGCUGCUGCUGCUGCUGCGCUUGUCCGAUGCGAAUGCCACAGCAGCGCGAUGCGGAGUACUGUCAUCUUUGCUGGCCCCACAAGCCGUGGCGCCUUUUGUGUCAGUGUUCGGAGGCGCCUCCGGUUGAAAGUACGAGAGCUGGGCCCGGCCCGGCGAAGGAGUCUGACUUUGACGAUGGAAUAUGAGGGAGAAAUCAAGCCAGCUUUAUAGCAUUGUUGUAACUGAGACUAUGCCGCUUGGGCCCUAGGCAAUUUUCUAUCGCGGAUAGCUCGGAUCCCAU
Aplosporella prunicola CBS 121167 is the source of this 622-nucleotide messenger RNA. RefSeq lists its product as uncharacterized. The record is from RefSeq and is a predicted model, not a curated record. The coding region runs from base 186 to 527 and encodes 113 amino acids. The transcript is spliced from 2 exons. NCBI's taxonomy places the organism in Eukaryota, Fungi, Ascomycota, Dothideomycetes, Botryosphaeriales, Aplosporellaceae.